GUGAGAAGGCAGCCCGGGUGAGGGGCCGGGGAGCAGCGGUGUCCAGGCCUAGCUGGAACCUGGGCUCAGAAGCCGGCUUCACUCCGUCCGUCCUUGGCUUCCUCAGCGCCACUGCGCAUGCCUAGGACGGUUUGGCAGCGACAGUUUGUUUUUACUUUGUUUUUCUGAAGGAGCGCUUGCCAGUUUCUCAGAUUCCUGAGACCACUACACCUUAGACCAUGAGCGACUGGAUGCCCAUCGCCAAGGAAUAUGACCCGCUUAAAGCUGGCAGCAUCGAUGGUACAGAUGAAGACCCACAUGACCGAGCUGUGUGGAGAGCCAUGCUGGCCCGAUAUGUCCCCAACAAAGGAGUCACGGGAGACCCCCUCCUUACCCUGUUUGUGGCACGACUGAACUUGCAGACCAAAGAGGAGAAGUUAAAGGAAGUCUUCUCUCGGUAUGGUGACAUCCGACGGCUGCGGCUGGUUCGGGACCUGGUGACGGGCUUCUCGAAGGGCUACGCCUUCAUUGAGUACAAGGAGGAGAGGGCCCUGAUGAAGGCCUACAGAGAUGCUGAUGGCCUGGUCAUCGACCAGCACGAGAUAUUCGUGGACUAUGAGCUAGAGAGGACCCUCCGUGGUUGGAUCCCUCGGCGGCUGGGUGGUGGAUUGGGUGGGAAAAAGGAAUCUGGGCAACUGAGGUUCGGUGGCCGAGAUCGGCCUUUCCGAAAACCCAUCAACUUACCAAUUGUCAAGAAUGAGCCACAUAGAGAAGGGAAAAGAGAAAGGAGGGAGCGAUCUCGAUCUAGAGACAGACACUGGGACCCCAGGCCCAGAGAACGGGACCAUGAUAGGGGCCGAGAGAAGCACUGGCAAGAGAGGGCCAGGUUGUGGCCUGAGAAUGAUUGGGAAAGAGAGAGGGAGUUCAGGGAGGAGAGGGCCAAAACCAGGGACAAGAGGGACAGAAGUAAGUAGGCAAUGGAGGUCACCCAGAGGGUGGGGCUAAAGCCACCAGGCCUCCACCAGGCUGGGGCAGUUCCUUUGGCAGUACUGGGGAUUGAACACGAGAGUGCAGCAUGCCAGGCAAGCCCUCCAACCACAGCUACAUAGGAUGAGAGGGAGAAACAAUUGUCUAGGAGCCACCGGCUCAUGUGGAAAUAGAAAAGUUUUCACAUGCUGUCGACCCAGCACUUGGAAGUUGGAGGCAGGAGAAUGGAAAGAGAGAGGGGAUAAUAAAGAAUCUGUCUUUGCUUUCUCACACCCUCGGAGGUGGGGUUGAAUGUGCGGCAGAGGGGAUAGUGGUUUAAAACCCUUAAGUAGCCUGGUGUAAUGGCACAUGCCUGUCAUCCUAGCAGUGGGGAGGCAGAGGCAGGAGAAUUGCAAGUUUGAGGUACAAAAUGAGAUCCUGUCUCAAGAGCCUAUGAGAAUUAGUUUUAUUGACAUUGACUCCUGGGAUAUAUUGUCUUUUCUAUUUUCAUGUUUGUAGCUCCAGGGUUUGCUGAAUCGAAAGAAAAGGGCCUAGAAAGGCAGAUCCAAGGAGACUUGCAGCCCUUAGUAACUCGGCAGCAGGUUGGGUACCCAGGUCAGCAGGCUGCCACUGUCAAGCCUGUGAAACUCGGCUCCCUGAAAACAUGCUGACCGCCAGCCUUCUCCCAGACUGGCAUUUAAAAUGAAAGUCUUGCAAGGCUGUGAUCUGUAGCUGACUCUGAGCUCUUUUAAUAUAAAUCCAGGCGAUGGUGGCGCAUGGAGAGGCAGGCGGAUCUCUGUUUGAGGGCAGCCACGUCUACAAAGUGAGUUUCAGGGCUGCUCAGUGAGACUCUGUCUCUCAGGAAUGAGAUGAAAGAACGGGAGGAAGGAGAGACUACCUGGACCUAGUUUAAAGGGCUGGUGUACCCUUUUUCCUGACUCUCUGGAUUUGGGUUUGUUGGACAGCUGAGUUCUGUGAACUUGAAAUCAACCAAAAACUGCUCUCAAGACUUUAAUAAAAUGGCAUUUUGCUGGUC
This is a messenger RNA of Apodemus sylvaticus (European woodmouse), 1981 nucleotides long. It is a transcript of the gene Snrnp35, whose product is annotated as small nuclear ribonucleoprotein U11/U12 subunit 35. Lineage: Eukaryota; Metazoa; Chordata; Mammalia; Rodentia; Muridae. Gene Ontology annotation, cellular component: U12-type spliceosomal complex; precatalytic spliceosome. Gene Ontology annotation, biological process: mRNA splicing, via spliceosome. The record is from RefSeq and is a predicted model, not a curated record. Gene Ontology annotation, molecular function: snRNA binding; mRNA binding. Bases 219 to 953 code for a protein of 244 amino acids. The transcript is spliced from 2 exons.